UUCUUGCAGCUGUCUAGUCUCUUCUCUGGCUUCUCAUCCUUAUUUUUGAAAUUAAUCAUUUACAACAACAAAUUUCUAUUUCUACCCUUCAAAGUCCUGGCUUAAGAAUCCUCAAAUUCAAACCCCAAAUCAAAUUCUAGUGUUUUUCGUUUUCUAGUGGGUGAAUUGAUAAUGGAAGACUUGCCCCUUCCUUCUCUCUUCGAUCAAGCUUCAAAAAUCCAUCUAAAAGCAACAGAAUCUGGUUCUAAUGAUAAGGAAUUGGUGAAGAAGGGAAUUGAAGCACUGGAGAAUUGUGAGGAAAUGAUUAGUAAAUUGGGUUUAUUUUCUUCUAAUGAGACUAAAGAGGAUAUUAGCACUACCAAUCUCAAGUAUAUUCUGGUUCCAUUUUAUCUGGCAGAGCUGACUGAAAACAUUGCUCAGGAUGAUAGGAUACAAAUUUUAAAGGCUUCCCAGGCAAAGUUAAAGGAAUUCCUCUCAUUUUGUGAGGCAAUGGAACUUGUACCAGAGGAGGAGUUGCAAACAUUUUCUCAAGGGACUCCAAAUACUUUUGCAGAUCGAAGGGCUCUAAAGAUUGCCAGAUACAGACGCCAAAUAGCUGCAGAAGCAAAGCUGGAGAAAAUGAAGGAGCAGAAAGAGCGGCGUUUUCAUUCAACUAAAGCUGCAGCAGUAUCAACUCUGGUUGAGGCCGGGGAGGAAGACCUGCUGGAUGAUGAUGGAGAAGAAGAGCGGGAGGCUUGGAUUAUUACCAUCUCUUUGGCUAUCUGUAAGGCAAUCGAUCUGCUGGAAAUGUUAAAGAAAGAGGAAGAAAUGCUUUCAGCUGUAAAGGAAAGACAGCUAAAGGGAGGGGACAAAGCUUUUUCCCAGAUGAUUCUUGAUGAACGUGCCAAGAAAGCUGAAGAUUGGCAUCGUGAUGCUGCAGUAAAAGCAAGGUAUACUCAACCGGCGCCGCCUAUCACAUGUGCUACUUUUGCUCAAGAUGUUUUAGAAGGGAGAGCAAAGGUUUCAGAAGCACAUGAUCACAAGCACCUGCCAGUGACAUUCGGACCAGCAAGUAUUGUGGGUGGAAGCCUAUCAAACGAAAGGGAAAGGAUGACAGCACAGGUCUUCCAACCUGGCCAUAGGUUGCCAACCAUGAGUAUAGAAGAAGCUGGGUUGAAGGAGAUGGAGAUUAUGAAUAAAUGGCAAGAGAGAAACGUUAAAUUCAUGGAAGAAGCAAACUCUGCAUGGUACAAGGACAAUCAGAAAUUAAAACCAAGCGAAGAAGAAGAGGAUGAAGAUGAUGACGAUGCUGCUGUAGAGAAGGCAAGAGCAUUUGAUGACUGGAAAGAUGAUCAUCCUCGCGGUGCUGGCAAUAAGAAGCUCACCCCUUGUGGUUAAAUUUGGCAAGUGGUUUCUGUAUCGGUGAUGUAUUCUUUUGAACACAGCUAAAACUCAUCCUUUGCACCUCAAAUAUUUCCCUUACAAAUUUUGGAUCAGUGUUUUUGUUUUGGUGUUCAGUUGAAAAGUUUACACUGUAUUAUAUUCAUCUCGAUACAAAUGAUAACAACUUGUGUUCACGUAGUUUCUGCCAA
This is a messenger RNA of Populus trichocarpa (black cottonwood), 1571 nucleotides long. Its product is annotated as PP2A regulatory subunit TAP46. Bases 172 to 1377 code for a protein of 401 amino acids. The transcript is spliced from 9 exons. Lineage: Eukaryota; Viridiplantae; Streptophyta; Magnoliopsida; Malpighiales; Salicaceae. Gene Ontology annotation, biological process: regulation of dephosphorylation; regulation of signal transduction. Gene Ontology annotation, cellular component: cytosol. The record is from RefSeq and is a predicted model, not a curated record. Gene Ontology annotation, molecular function: protein phosphatase 2A binding.